AUGAAGCGCGAAUCGAAGCUUGUAUACUAUUUACCCCACCUUGUCUCUUUCCUGCUUACCAAAUAUUGUCGCUUUGCCACCUUUGAGGCGGCCAAGGCUCAAGCAUCUCCGCCUUCCAACUUUCUCACUCGUUGUCAAGCGCGCAUCAUCGGCGAUGAUCUCUUCAGCGUUAGCGCGAAUACACAUUUCUCUCGUCAGGGAGCCUCCAGCAGAUCUGCUCACUCGGAUCUCAGCAUCGCCACGGUCUCAGGCAAGACUCAGCCACUGCACCUUCACACCCUCAAUUACCGGAUGUACCCCCAAGCGUGUAUUCAUGCUGUUUUUGCUCGUGUGAUCAAGAUGGCUAAUCCAUCAUUGAACUUCAUCACAUUCAACCAAGACCACAGUUGCAUAGCCGUUGGUACCUCAAAGGGCUUUCGAAUCUACCAUACCGACCCAUUCUCACGUAUUUUUAGCAGUGAUGAUGGAAAUAUCGCUAUCAUUGAGAUGCUAUUUUCAACUUCUCUCGUCGCCCUCAUUCUGUCUCCUAGACACCUCAUAAUACAGAACACCAAGAGAUCAUCUAUCAUAUGUGAGCUCACUUUUCCGUCCGCCGUUCUCGCGGUACGGUUAAAUCGAAAGCGACUCGCUGUUGUUUUAGAGGAGGAGAUUUACCUGUAUGAUAUCAGUAAUAUGAGCCUUCUUUACACUAUACCGACCUCUCCAAACCCUUCAGCUCUUUGCGCAUUGUCUCCUUCAUCCGAAAAUUGCUUCAUAGCAUAUCCGCUCCCAAAGCCGCGGGAAGAUUCUGAAAGCAGACGACCAAUACAUGCACCGCCUCAAUCCACAUACGUUGCGCCUACCUCAGGGGAGGUGUUGGUGUUCGAUACGUUGACGUUAAAGGCAGUUAACGUAAUCGAAGCGCAUCGUUCACCGUUGUCCUGCAUUUGUUUGAACAGUGACGGCACACUUCUAGCGACCGCGAGUGAGACUGGCACCAUUAUCCGCGUCUUCUCUAUCCCAAGAGGCCAGAAGCUUUAUCAGUUUCGACGUGGGACUUACCCUUCCACCAUUUAUAGCAUGUCAUUCAAUCUGAGCUCUACUCUACUAUGCGUGUCAUCGACAUCCGACACGAUUCAUAUUUUCAGGCUUAACAUUCCACCUGGUCAUUCUUCUUCUGCCGGGGAGUCAAGUGACACGCUGGGCUCUCAAAAGCGAGACCGUCGUUCCCGAACCAAGUCUUAUGACGAUGCCGAUUCACCGAGUAAUAGUGCCACGGGUUCACCGAGAAGUGAGGCAGCAGAUAUGGCAACGGAAACUAACACCAGCAGCGGAGGUGGUCCAGGAAAUCGGAGACAAAGCGGUUCUUUCAGUAACAUGCUCCGCCGAUCUUCUCAGAUCAUGAGUCGUGGAAUGGUUGGAGUUGUCGGUUCUUAUCUCCCUCAGACCGUCACUGAAAUGUGGGAGCCGCUGCGCGACUUUGCGUUUAUCAAGGUGCCAAAACCUGGAACAUCAGGACCCUUGAGAGUUCCAGGAAAUUCUUCCAGUGGUUCUUUGAAAACUGUUGUAGCGAUGAGCAGCAGUAGCCCUCAAAUCAUGGUUAUCACGAGUGACGGAGGAUUUUACAUCUACAACAUCGAUAUGGAAAAUGGUGGGGAGGGUUAUUUAGUAAAGCAGUUUUCUGUUCUUGAAAGUGAUGAUAAACAUGACAUAUCCACAUAUUUAUCAUAA
Messenger RNA from Ustilaginoidea virens, 1710 nucleotides. RefSeq lists its product as uncharacterized. The record is from RefSeq and is a predicted model, not a curated record. Gene Ontology annotation, cellular component: extrinsic component of membrane; phagophore assembly site membrane; fungal-type vacuole membrane. The coding region runs from base 1 to 1710 and encodes 569 amino acids. Lineage: Eukaryota; Fungi; Ascomycota; Sordariomycetes; Hypocreales; Clavicipitaceae. The transcript is spliced from 7 exons. Gene Ontology annotation, biological process: protein localization to phagophore assembly site; protein lipidation; autophagy of mitochondrion. Gene Ontology annotation, molecular function: phosphatidylinositol-3,5-bisphosphate binding; protein binding; phosphatidylinositol-3-phosphate binding.